This is a messenger RNA of Colletotrichum phormii, 545 nucleotides long. RefSeq lists its product as uncharacterized. The record is from RefSeq and is a predicted model, not a curated record. NCBI's taxonomy places the organism in Eukaryota, Fungi, Ascomycota, Sordariomycetes, Glomerellales, Glomerellaceae. The transcript has a single exon. The coding region runs from base 169 to 471 and encodes 100 amino acids.
UCCUUUGUCUCUGGCACCCAAUAUCCGUUCCCUUUGACAUCUCUUGAUCGUCCCCUUGCAUGAAUAAGGCUCCCACAUCGGACUGUCCAUCAAUCAGUCCUUUGACCUCGCCAUGUCCCGUGCUGAGUCAUCGCAGUGUUUUCGUACACAAAGGGCACCCUGCCGGCCAUGCAACCCCUCCAAACUGCUAUUGCAUCGUUGGUUGGCAGUGGAGCUCAUGCUUUUAUCUCUCGUCAAAAAUUCAUGCAUCGCUGGCGGCAGCUGUUACUGCUGCUGCUGCUGCUGCUACCAGUAAAGAUGGUAGAACGUCGUAAUUCUUUGCUUGCUGUGCUGGUGCACCAGCCAAGUCGGCCCUCGGGUUCGGCCCAGCAGUCUGAAACUGUUCAAAAAGCCCGCUGUCAUGUCGUCAUGCCGGCCCUCUCGUUUCGAAACACCGUGAGAGCACUUCCCUGCCCAGCGAGGACGGGGUAAGAACAGCUAUCAGCCCUCAGCCUCGUCAGCGAGGCGGUGCAGAAUACUCUGCGACCUCAAGCGUCUGAGCGUAU